CCGCACCCGCGCGCGGAGAAGGCAGGGACGCCCGCCGGGCGGGCCGGAGCGGGCGAUGGGGCCCUGGUGAGCGCGCCCAGGCCCGGCCCGGUGCCCGGCGGGCGGCAGCAUGUCCGCGGGCGGCAGCGCCAGGAAGAGCACCGGGAGGCCCUCCUACUACUACCGGCUGCUGCGGCGGCCCCGGCUGCAGCGACAGAGGAGCCGCUCCCGCAGCCGGACCCGGCCCGCCAGGGAGUCGCCCCAGGAAAGGCCAGGCUCCCGGCGCAGUCUGCCCGGCAGCCUCUCAGAGAAGAGCCCCAGCAUGGAGCCCUCGGCCACCACGCCGUUCCGGGUCACGGGCUUCCUCAGCCGCCGCCUCAAGGGCUCCAUCAAGCGCACCAAGAGCCAGCCCAAGCUGGACCGCAACCACAGCUUCCGCCACAUCCUGCCGGGGUUCCGGAGCGCCGCCGCCGCCACCGCCGCCGCCGCCGCGGACAAUGAGAGGUCCCAUCUGAUGCCCAGGCUGAAGGAGUCUCGCUCGCACGAGUCCCUGCUCAGCCCCAGCAGCGCGGUAGAGGCGCUGGACCUCAGCAUGGAGGAGGAGGUGGUCAUCAAGCCGGUGCACAGCAGCAUCCUGGGCCAGGACUACUGCUUCGAGGUGACCACGUCAUCAGGAAGCAAGUGCUUUUCCUGCCGAUCGGCAGCCGAGCGGGAUAAGUGGAUGGAGAACCUUCGGCGAGCAGUACACCCCAACAAGGACAACAGCCGGCGUGUGGAGCACAUCCUGAAGCUGUGGGUGAUCGAGGCCAAGGACCUGCCGGCCAAGAAGAAGUACCUGUGCGAGCUGUGCCUGGACGACGUGCUCUAUGCCCGCACCACGGGCAAGCUCAAGACGGACAACGUCUUCUGGGGUGAGCACUUCGAGUUCCACAACCUGCCGCCUCUGCGCACCGUCACCGUGCACCUGUACCGGGAGACCGACAAGAAGAAGAAGAAGGAGCGCAACAGUUACCUGGGCCUGGUGAGCCUGCCUGCCGCCUCGGUGGCUGGGCGGCAGUUCGUGGAGAAGUGGUACCCAGUGGUGACGCCCAACCCCAAGGGCGGCAAGGGCCCCGGGCCCAUGAUCCGCAUCAAGGCGCGCUACCAGACCAUCACCAUCCUGCCCAUGGAGAUGUACAAGGAGUUUGCCGAGCACAUCACCAACCACUACCUGGGGCUCUGUGCGGCCCUCGAGCCCAUCCUCAGCGCCAAGACCAAGGAGGAGAUGGCGUCGGCCCUGGUGCACAUCCUGCAGAGCACGGGCAAGGUGAAGGACUUCCUCACGGACUUGAUGAUGUCAGAGGUGGACCGCUGCGGGGACAACGAGCACCUUAUCUUCCGGGAGAACACGCUGGCCACCAAGGCCAUUGAGGAGUACCUCAAGCUGGUGGGCCAGAAGUACCUGCAGGAUGCGCUAGGUGAGUUCAUCAAAGCACUGUAUGAGUCGGACGAGAACUGCGAAGUGGACCCAAGCAAGUGCUCGGCCGCCGACCUCCCCGAGCACCAGGGCAACCUCAAGAUGUGCUGCGAGCUAGCCUUCUGCAAGAUCAUCAACUCCUACUGUGUCUUCCCCCGGGAGCUGAAAGAGGUGUUUGCCUCAUGGCGACAGGAGUGCAGCAGCCGCGGCCGGCCCGACAUCAGCGAGCGGCUCAUCAGCGCCUCCCUGUUUCUGCGCUUCCUCUGCCCCGCCAUCAUGUCACCCUCACUCUUCAACCUGCUGCAGGAGUACCCCGAUGACCGCACGGCCCGCACCCUCACCCUCAUCGCCAAGGUUACCCAGAACCUGGCCAACUUCGCCAAGUUUGGCAGCAAGGAGGAGUACAUGUCGUUCAUGAACCAGUUCCUGGAGCACGAGUGGACCAACAUGCAGCGCUUCCUGCUGGAGAUCUCCAACCCCGAGACCGUGUCCAACACGGCCGGCUUCGAGGGCUACAUCGACCUGGGCCGCGAGCUCUCCAGCCUGCACUCGCUGCUCUGGGAGGCCGUCAGCCAGCUGGAGCAGAACAUCGUAUCCAAACUGGGCCCUCUGCCUCGAAUCCUGAGGGACGUCCAUACAGCUCUGAGUACCCCAGGCAGUGGGCCGCUCACAGGGACCAACGACUUGGCCUCCACUCCUGGCUCUGGCAGUAGCAGCAUCUCGGCCGGGCUGCAGAAGAUGGUGAUCGAGAAUGAUCUCUCUGGUCUGAUAGAUUUCACCCGGUUACCGUCUCCAACCCCCGAAAACAAGGACUUGUUUUUUGUCACAAGGUCCUCCGGGGUCCAGCCCUCACCUGCCCGCAGCUCGAGUUACUCGGAAGCCAACGAGCCCGACCUUCAGAUGGCCAAUGGUGGCAAGAGCCUGUCUAUGGCAGAUCUCCAAGACGCCCGCACGCUGGACGGGGAGGCGGGCUCCCCGGCGGGCCCCGACGCCCUCACCGCCGAUGGGCAGGCGGCGGCAUCGCAGCUGGUGGCCGGGUGGCCGGCCCGGGCGGCCCCGGCGAGCCUGGCAGGGCUGGCCACGGUGCGGCGGGCAGGCCAGACACCGACCACGCCGGGCACCUCCGAGGGCGCCCCCGGCCGGCCCCAGCUGUUGGCGCCGCUCUCCUUCCAGAACCCCGUGUACCAGAUGGCAGCGGGCCUGCCACUUUCACCCCGCGGCCUCGGUGACUCGGGCUCUGAGGGCCACAGCUCCCUGAGCUCCCACAGCAACAGCGAGGAGUUGGCAGCGGCUGCCAAGCUGGGAAGUUUCGGCGGUGCCGCCGAGGAGCUGGCGCGGCGGCCCGGGGAGCUGGCGCGCCGGCAGAUGUCACUGACUGAGAAGGGCGGGCAGCCCACGGUGCCGCGGCAGAACAGCGCCGGCCCCCAGCGCAGGAUCGACCAGCCACCCCCACCGCCCCCGCCGCCGCCCCCCGCGCCCCGAGGCCGGACGCCUCCCACCCUGCUGAGCACCCUGCAGUACCCGCGGCCCUCCAGUGGGCCCCUGGCGUCCGCCUCGCCCGACUGGGCUGGCCCCGGGGCCCGGCUCCGGCAGCCGUCGUCCUCGUCCAAGGGGGACAGCCCGGAGCUGAAGCCCCGCGCUGCACACAAGCAGGGCCCUUCACCCGUGAGCCCCAAUGCCCUGGACCGCACGGCCGCUUGGCUCUUGACCAUGAACGCGCAGUUGUUAGAAGACGAGGGCCUGGGCCCAGACCCCCCCCACAGGGAUAGGCUAAGGAGUAAGGAGGAGCUCAGCCAAGCAGAAAAGGACCUGGCGGUGCUGCAGGACAAGCUGCGGAUCUCCACCAAGAAGCUGGAGGAGUACGAGACCCUGUUCAAGUGCCAGGAGGAGACGACGCAGAAGCUGGUGCUGGAGUACCAGGCGCGGCUGGAGGAGGGCGAGGAGCGGCUGCGGCGGCAGCAGGAGGACAAGGACAUCCAGAUGAAGGGCAUCAUCAGCAGGUUAAUGUCUGUGGAGGAGGAGCUGAAGAAGGACCACGCCGAGAUGCAAGCAGCUGUGGACUCCAAACAGAAGAUCAUUGAUGCCCAGGAGAAGCGUAUCGCCUCACUGGACGCCGCCAACGCCCGCCUCAUGAGCGCCCUGACGCAGCUGAAAGAGAGGUACAGCAUGCAAGCCCGUAACGGCGUCUCCCCCACCAACCCCACCAAAUUGCAGAUUACCGAGAACGGCGAGUUCCGAAACAGCAGCCAUUGCUAACCUGCCCGAGGAGGGAGGACUGUGGUGGCCCAGAGCAGGCCGCGGCCUGGGGCCUGGGGAGGAGCGCCCCACAGUCGCAGCCCCGCACACAGGGGCGGGGGGGGGGGCCCAGGCCUCCUCCCCUUCCCUCCGCCUGCGGUCCAGGAGGUGCCGCAGACAGAGCCUGGACAGACGGACGCAGCGUGGGCCCGCUCCCCUCUCUUGUGGCCCGAGAAGCGAGUUUGGUGCAGGCCACAGGGACUGCACGCUGGGGGGGAGCGGCCUGGGGGGAGCAGGGGACCUACCAAAGGACGUCUCCGUCGGUUACUGAAUUUGGUGUGUGUCACCUUUCUUUCUUGACCUGGCCAAGUGCAUGUUGUACCCCUUCCCCCCUCUUCAGGGAGGGGGUGCCCGCUAGGUAGGGGAUUGGAGAGCUGGGGGCCCUGGCCCCUGCCCUGGGGGACCUGUCCCUCAGUUCCCAGGGGCGGACAGGCUGGUCGGCAGGCAGGGAGAGGGUGGGGAGGAUGGAGCUGCCGGAGUUGCUGUCCCGCAGGGCUCCCCCCUGAGCACCUGCUACUGCAUGCUGCCCAUCCGGGCACCCGCCUGGCCGUGAGGGACCGAGGAUUCACCCCUGCACCUGUCCCCAGACUCCCUGCCUCUUCACCUCCCCCUUCCCCCUUGCCAACUGUCCUUACUUAUUUUGCCAGACCCCCUGUGAUGAUCCUGGCUCGCUCUUUUGGGCCCUGGUAUCUGCAGGGAGGACCCGGAGCCUCCCUCAGUCACCCAGGCUGACAUUCUGGGGCUCCCCAAAGCCAAAGACCUGGGCCGAGUCGGCCCAAGGGCACUGUGCCUGCCGCCUGCCCUGCCCCCGGGCCGGGGUGCCAUGCCCCAUGGGUAGCGCCCAGCCGGUGCUCGCCCUGAGAGGAAGGCUGAUCUUUCCCAAGUGAUGGUUGAAAGAAGUUCUAAGGCCAGCAGGCCCUGAGAAGAUGGAUAACUGUGAUUUUUUUUCCUUUCACAGUAUGCAUUAGAAACAAAAGCCCGCUUGCUCGCUUGCUGGAACACAGGGGCCUUUUAAAUUGAGCGUGCUCACUGCAUGGGAAAUAGCGGCCCUGGAGGAUGUUAGACUUGCUCCCUCUCCAAGACAGCAGCGGCCUGCGCCAGGCCCCGUGUGUGCGGCCGGCCUCCUCCUCACCCUCCCCGGGCGCCCCGGCCAAAGACCUGGGCGCUGCACACAGGAGAGGGGCACAUCCCACAGCCGGGGCCGGUUUUCCUCAGCUCUAGGCUGUCCUGGGGCUUCUCAGCCCUCCCUGCCCCCCACCCCUUGCGGGACUCAGGCGGGCAGGAGCUCGGGCCAAUCUCAGUCCCUCCCACCCCCAGCCCCAGGGCAUCUCCGGCAAGAGCUGGGCAUCUGCCCUGGCAGAGCCCGGGCUGGCGAGCCCCGGGCCACCCCCUCUGCCGUGGCCUCAGGAAGCUGAGACCCUGGGGAAGAGCCCCGAGCCCUUCCUGCCACAGCCAGGGGUCACCAUAGGGCCCGCCAGGUCGAGGGCGGGAAGGGUGGCCUGGACCGCACUGCGCCCCAUCCUGGCCUCUGGGCAGGGGCUCUUAGGUGAAACCUGCAGCCAGUUAGGCCAGAGACGUGCCCGUGAGGAGAGGGCGGGCCCCUAAGGGUCGCAGACCUCAGGAAGGAAGGCCGUGGGGGCUGUGGCCCUGCCCCCACUCGAGGCCACACAGGCAGGGCCUGGCCCCGGUGAUGUCCUCUGGUUCGGUCUCAUCCCCCCCCC
Messenger RNA from Hyaena hyaena (striped hyena), 5451 nucleotides. RefSeq names its product DAB2 interacting protein (gene DAB2IP). Gene Ontology annotation, biological process: regulation of GTPase activity. The transcript is spliced from 16 exons. The record is from RefSeq and is a predicted model, not a curated record. Bases 110 to 3691 code for a protein of 1193 amino acids. NCBI's taxonomy places the organism in Eukaryota, Metazoa, Chordata, Mammalia, Carnivora, Hyaenidae.